Messenger RNA from Scylla paramamosain (green mud crab), 1702 nucleotides. It is a transcript of the gene Sirt4, whose product is annotated as NAD-dependent protein deacylase Sirt4-like. Lineage: Eukaryota; Metazoa; Arthropoda; Malacostraca; Decapoda; Portunidae. Gene Ontology annotation, cellular component: nucleus; mitochondrial matrix. Gene Ontology annotation, molecular function: NAD+ binding. The coding region runs from base 399 to 1331 and encodes 310 amino acids. The record is from RefSeq and is a predicted model, not a curated record. The transcript is spliced from 6 exons.
UUCAUCCACUUUUAAUUAUUUUCACCAUUAAUCCUUCAUUCUGUAGAUUAUGACUUGAAAAAAUGUCAUAUUUUGCAGUGAAAUAAAGUCAGCCUCUGGAAAUUAAUAGGCUCAGGUUAUUUUUAUAAUCCCUCAUUUCAUUAGCCGACUUGAGGUUGAUACUACUGGAGCUCAGAAAGAAUAAGCAUCACAAGCCAGCAGUUCAUGCUGUGGAAUACUCUGCCAGUCACCAGUCAGUUUUGUGGUCUUGUCUAAAUAUUUGUCUUGCUCCCUAAUUAAAUUUUUUGGCUUCUUACAUCAUUUAGUUCAUUGUUAUCAAGUAUCACCAGCAGACUUUCCCUUGACAAAUAAGAUGUUGUACUCCAUAAAACUCAGAACAUCUCACAACUCAGAGUGUGAUGUACAAAAAGCAUCCUGCAGGAUGCCUCACAAUCUGCCUGCGGACUGUGCCAAGGCGCUGGGCAUCACAGUACUCCUUUGUGCCAAAACAUGAGCCAUGCCAGGAUGGGAUGCUCUCCCAGGUGCAGGAGUUUCUGGACACCACCAAGAGGCUGUUUGUCUUGACAGGGGCGGGGAUCUCCACAGAGAGCGGCAUUCCUGACUACCGCUCUGAGGGAGUGGGCCUGUAUGCCACUUCUGACCGCAGACCCAUCCAGUACAAGCAAUUUGUGGACAGCAGCAAGGCGCGGCAGAGGUACUGGGCCAGGAAUUACAUGGGGUGGCCGCGCUUCUCGUCCGUGACCCCCAACGCGGCCCACACCUGCCUCACUGCCUGGGAGAGGAGCGGCAAGCUGGCCUGUGUUGUCACUCAAAAUGUGGAUCGCCUCCACCACAAGGCAAGGACAUCCAAUGUGCUUGAGCUGCAUGGGUCUGCAUUCAACGUGGUGUGCAUGAACUGCAGGCGGCAGGUGUUGCGGCAGUACUACCAGACUUGCCUGACUCGCCUCAAUCCCCACCUGACCCUGCGCCCCAUGGAGAUGAGGCCUGAUGGGGAUGUGGAGCUCACGCAGGUGCCUGAAGAAGUGGAUAACUUUUACGUGCCUCCCUGUGAAGGCUGCGGGGGCAUCAUGAAGCCUGACCUUGUGUUCUUUGGGGAGAGCGUGCCGCAAGAGCGAGUGGAGCGGGUCAAGAGGGAGCUGGCCAAGUGUGACGCGCUGCUGGUGCUGGGCUCGUCACUCUAUGUGUACUCUGGCUACAGAUUCAUCCUUGCUGGAGUGGAGCGAGGGAUGAGAAUGUGUGGGGUGAACAUUGGGCCAACACGGGGCGACCCUCACUUUCUGUUCCGGAUUGAUGCACGCUGUGGGGACGUCCUGCCUCGCCUGCAUGUCUGACACCCAGCAUGUCUUAUGUUUACCAGAUGUAUUUUAUGUGUGUUAGUAGAGUUUUAUUCUGAAUGUACAAACACAGAUCUAUUUAAAUCAGGGUGAAGAUAGUUAUUUUUGUCUCAUUGUAGGAAUAAAGAUAUUACAGGAAGGGGUCCCCAAGAGAUCCCAGUCCUCUUUCUCUGUCUCUUUUGGUUUCCUUUCAUGACACGCAGGGAAUACAGUUGAGUAUUGCUCCAGACUUACUGCAGGGAGUUGAAUGCAUACAUUACUAUAAUGAAUACAAGAAGAAAUCACAGGAGUAAGAGUAUGAAUGAUGUGUGAUGCUUUGUCUGGGACACCCCCAUGUGGUAUGUAAAUAAAUAAUUGAAGAAAUCUAA